Molecule: messenger RNA, 1641 nt
Organism: Cherax quadricarinatus
Lineage: Eukaryota; Metazoa; Arthropoda; Malacostraca; Decapoda; Parastacidae
Molecular function (GO): catalytic activity
Source: RefSeq, a predicted model, not a curated record
CGAAAAAAAAAAUCGCUAUCAAGAAAAAAUAAAACUGAUUUAUCCUCGGGUUUGAUGCGCGGCCUGAAGGCUGGAGUGAGUCAAUAAAACACCUGGACACUGUGACGUGAUAAAUAAUGACGCAGGGUCAGUCUUAACUUGGAAAAAGACCAAAGGUUAAAUCCUCUAAGCAUUAAUAAGCGCGACAGGAAUAAUUCUCUUUGUUACACGGUUCUUCGUUUUCUGUGGUAUAAUUGGGCAGGCGAGGGUGGACCAAGUUGAAGGUGGUCAGUCUGAGAGCAGCCAUGGCAGGGGCAGGGAGUAGAUCAGCCUUACCCACAGUCCUCCUUGCUAACGUGCAGUCACUCGCAGACAAAUUAGAAGAUCUUAAAAAGAGGCUGGAGGAUCGGGACAUUGAUGUUUGCGCCCUCACCGAGGCCAGGAUAGGGGAUGCUGCACAGGCUGAGAUAGAGGGAUACACGCUGUGGUUGCAGACUCGGCCAGAAAAGAAACAUGGUGGCUUGGCCCUCUACGUCAGGGAUGACAUUACCUCCACAGUGUUACCCUUCCACGUCCCUAGUAACCUGGACGUGUUGUGGGUGAGGGUGGACCCCCGAGGCUUACCCAGCGAUGUGUCCUGCGUGGUGUUCUGUGUGGUCCACCACACCCACCCUCACACCAGCGGCCUCAGGGAGCCCCUCAUGGCCCACCUCAUGGAUGUAGUGACCGGGAUCUACAGCCGAGAGCCAGAUACGGGAGUCGUUAUCCUCGGGGGCUUCAGGGACUUCCCGGAGCAUAAGAUCCCUCCGGACCUGAACCUUCAGCAAGUGGUCAACAAGCCCACCCACAGAGGCAGCAUCAUGGAUGUAAUUGUCACUAACUUGAUGAAUCACUACAAGAAGCCCAGACUCUUACGUCCCAUCGCUUCCUCGGCUUACAAGAGCGUCUACUGGGUGUCUAAAUAGCUAUUAUAUAUAUAAUCUAUCUACUGGGUGUACCGGUAGUUAUUACAGCUGCUGCUUGUCUACUGGAUAUCCCGGUAGUUAGUACAGCUGCUGGUCUUCUGGGGUAUCCCGGCAGUUACUACAGCUUCUGGGUUUCCCGGUACUUUUUACAAAUGUUGCCUGUCUGCUAGGUGUUGCAGUACUUCCUGCAGCUGCUGCCUGCCUACUAAGUGUCCCGGUAGUUACUACAUCUGCUGUCUACUGGGUGUCCCUGUACUGCUUAUCUACUGGAUAUCCUGGUUGUGCUUGUCUGCUGGGUGUCCCGGUAGUUACUACAUCUGCUGUCUACUGGAUGUCCCUGUACUGCUUAUCUACUGGAUAUCCUGGUUGUGCUUGUCUGCUGGGUGUCCCGGUAGUUACUACAUCUGCUGUCUACUGGAUGUCCCUGUACUGCUUAUCUACGGGAUAUCCUGGUUCUACUUGUCUGCUGGGUGUCCCGGUAGUUACUACAGUUACAUCCGGAAUGAUCUUGUGUCCACAUAUUUAUUGAACGGAUAAGGAAGUUGACUUAUAAGACAGAAUUUUCAUUCUAUUUUCUACGUGAUAUUUCUAGGAAACCUUUAGCUAAGUUGAACUAUAAAAUGACAUCUGAAACGUUACUUUUAACAAGAAUACACCUACUCAUUUCCUCUUGUGAAAAAAAUCUAAUAUAAAGAAA